AUGCUGGACACCAUCCUCCCUUCGCUGCAGGACGUCGGCAGGCAUCUGCUGCCCACGCUGCCCUCGCUGACCCAGGAGGAAGUUUCUACUAUUUGGGGAAAUGUGUCAGAAUUUGUGGAACGGCAGCUAUCCUUACACAAGGGAGUUCAGAUUCCAGGACUUGGAACUUUCACUUUCAUGAGACAAAAGCUUGAGGUGGGAAACAAGAAGUUUUUCCUAAUUCAGAGGCCCGUGUUUAUCAUGGCAGAGAAGUUAGUACAGAUCCAUGGACUCAAACAAAACAGAAUAUAUACUCCUGGUGAUAUCCCAAUAGUUCCACUUAAUUUUGUCAUGAUAUCCUUGGAGGGUCCAUUUAGCAGAGAUAUAGUGGAAGGAUGUGUGAAGGAGACGCUGCUUUUUUUAUCACGAUCCAUUUCCAUCAAACAAAAUGUGGAAUUUACAUUCAAAGGAAUCGGGGUCCUCGUGAUCAAAGACAGUAAAGUCAAGAUGAGAUUCUAUAAGGACUUCCUUUGUACAAUGGAUGGAAGCGGGGCUUUGGCAAAAGCCCUAGCAAAUAGGCCUGACACGGUGGAUUCGGUGUUGUCCAGCAGAGAGAACGUGGGGAAGCGACCCAACAGCGUGCUUGCAUUUCCAAGGAUUGAGAUCAAGGAGGUGGAGAACAAACCACCUAUGGAGACCAUUGCAGAAGAAGAUGGACAGAAUGGACAGAGGAAGGACAAAUUAAAAGACCAGUCAGACAAAGAAGAAGGUGUCCCAGAGGUUUUAUCACCCAAGACAGCUCAAGAUAGACCAGCUGUCUCUCCUGCCAAAGGGACAAAUGUCAGUAUGCCAAAUAAACUGGAGCAGAAUGGGAGUGGUGGGAAGAAUAUGAACCCUGAAAGUGUAUUGUCUCCAGGUGGACUGAAAAAUGAUCAUGAAAUGAAGCCUAAAAUUUCUCCAGGCACUUCUUGCAAGGACCAUCAUAGGGCAGGACAGGAAAUGUGUUAUAUAUGCUUGCAACGAGCACAGCGAAAUUUCCCACUGUACUAUACCGAGGAGAGGAGGAGGAGAGAGAUGGAAGAUGAGCGACUCAUCCAGGAGUAUCUAGUGUUGAAAGACCAAGAGACUAUCUUCAAAGAGCAGAUGAGAAGUCUGGCUAGUAGAGAACAGAAUCAAAAGAAUGCCGCCUAUAAUCUUGGAGUUGCUGAAGCUAUAAGAAUCCACAAGAAUGAGAAACCUGAAUUUUAUAAAUCCUUCCUGUUUGAUAAACGGCCACUCAGUCCUGAGAUUAAUGCUUUUAAGCAAGAGGAGUAUUCCCAAAGUCUCCUGAGACAAAUGGAUCAGAGACGGGAAAAGGACAUAAAGCAAAGGCAAAACAGAGAGCUGAUGGACCGCCUGGAACAAGUGCAGCUCACAGAGGAACUUGCUGCGCAAAGAGCCAAAUAUAUAAAAGAUAAGAUGGAAGAAACACAGUGUUACAAGAGAGCUCUGGAUGCGCAGAUAAAGAAUAGAUGCCCUCAGCUGCCCGUGUUUGAGCCAGACUCUUCUAAGCCCAUCUUUGGUAAGAAUGAGAGUGAGAUGAUGGUGGAAAAGCGAAAGAGAGACCAGAAUUACAUGAAGCAUCAGAUGGAGGCAGCUGCUAACCACAAGAGGAGGGCCAUCCUGCAUCAGCUGGUGGACCAAAAGCGGGAUUUGCUAAUGCUUCAGAGGACACACACAGAGCACUUGGCAGACAGAAAUGCUGAGCUUGAGCGAGCGAACAGAAUCAACCAAAGCUUACAGGACCAUUGGGAAAGGAGUGCUGUCAUGAAGAAGCAGCGAGACUCGGAGGAGAAGGCUUUUGAGAGGGCCUCCGACAAGCUCUUCCUGCUGGACCAGUGUGAGAAGUACCGGCGCUGCAAGCAGUGCCAGAGGCGCACCUCCAACAGGGGCGAGAGCAACCUGUGGUCCCUGAACAAGUACAUGCACGGCUCCCGGCUGUUUGUAUAAAACCCAGGGUCUCGGCCUGCUGGGGAAAGUCCUUUUUUUUUUUUUUUAAGGGUGAUGGUGAAACUUCAUAUUUUUACUUUAGAGGGAAAAAAAAAGAAUUACUGUGCC
Messenger RNA from Dama dama (fallow deer), 2076 nucleotides. It is a transcript of the gene CCDC81, whose product is annotated as coiled-coil domain containing 81. Bases 1 to 1968 code for a protein of 655 amino acids. The transcript is spliced from 15 exons. Gene Ontology annotation, cellular component: centrosome. NCBI's taxonomy places the organism in Eukaryota, Metazoa, Chordata, Mammalia, Artiodactyla, Cervidae. The record is from RefSeq and is a predicted model, not a curated record.